AUGGACAAUUCCAGAAUGAACUCUUUUUUGGAGUACACGAUUUGUAACAGGGGGACCAACAGCUAUUCGUCCAAGUCUGGAUACCAUCACUUGGAUCAGGCUUUCUCGGGCCCCUACCAGUCCGCUCAAGCAAGUGACAGCUAUAACGCUGAUGGACGACUUUACGUAGGGGGAAGUGCGUCGCCGGCCAUGGCACAACAUCAGCACCACGGCGGAGGCUACGCGCAUCACCAGCACCAAACUCCACAGAAUGGCAUGGGCCUGUCUUUCGGUGGUACCGGAACCACAGGCUAUGGAGCACAGGCCUCUGCCAACCAGGACUACGGCCAUCAUCAGUACGUCAUGAACCAUGACCAGGAUGGGAUGUAUUAUCAGUCUACAGGCUUUAUUGCUCCAAACGUGGGGCCUAAUUAUGGGUCCCUGGCCGGUGCGUACUGCGGGACGCAGGGUGCAGUUCCGGCGGCGCCAUAUCAAUAUCAUGGCCUCGAGGGCCAAGACCACCAGCGACUCUAUAGCCAGAGCACAUACGCCGACCUCUCAUCCUGCCAGGAAAAGGAGAGGGACUCGGAUCAAAUACCAGGGAAGACCUUCGACUGGAUGAAAGUCAAAAGGAACCCUCCUAAAACUGCAAAAGUGGCCGAGUUUGGACUGGGUCCCCAAAACACAAUCCGUACGAACUUCACCACGAAGCAGCUCACUGAGCUCGAGAAGGAGUUUCACUUCAGCAAAUACCUGACGCGCGCGCGGCGCGUUGAAAUCGCCGCCACACUUGAGCUGAAUGAAACCCAGGUGAAGAUUUGGUUCCAGAACCGGCGAAUGAAGCAGAAGAAGCGCGAAAAGGAGGGCCUCGCCCCAGCUUCGUCCACCGCGUCUAAAGACUUCGAAGAGAACUCGGACCAUUCCACAUCCACAUCUCCAGGCGCGUCCCCAAGUCCUGAGGCAUGA
Messenger RNA from Pygocentrus nattereri (red-bellied piranha), 945 nucleotides. It is a transcript of the gene hoxb1a, whose product is annotated as homeobox B1a. The coding region runs from base 1 to 945 and encodes 314 amino acids. NCBI's taxonomy places the organism in Eukaryota, Metazoa, Chordata, Actinopteri, Characiformes, Serrasalmidae. Gene Ontology annotation, molecular function: DNA-binding transcription factor activity, RNA polymerase II-specific; RNA polymerase II cis-regulatory region sequence-specific DNA binding. The transcript has 2 exons. Gene Ontology annotation, biological process: regulation of transcription by RNA polymerase II. Gene Ontology annotation, cellular component: nucleus. The record is from RefSeq and is a predicted model, not a curated record.